This is a messenger RNA of Meriones unguiculatus (Mongolian gerbil), 584 nucleotides long. RefSeq names its product regulator of G protein signaling 21 (gene Rgs21). Lineage: Eukaryota; Metazoa; Chordata; Mammalia; Rodentia; Muridae. The transcript is spliced from 5 exons. Bases 1 to 444 code for a protein of 147 amino acids. The record is from RefSeq and is a predicted model, not a curated record.
AUGCCAGUGAAGUCUCCAGCUACGGAAACAUUGGCAUGGUCUGAAAACAUGGAUUCACUCUUAGCUAACCAAGCUGGUUUGGACGCUUUCCGAACAUUUCUAAAAUCAGAAUUUAGUGAAGAAAAUGUUGAGUUCUGGCUUGCCUGUGAAGACUUCAAGAAAACAGAAAGUAGAGAAAAGAUUGCUACCAAAGCUAAGAUGAUUUACUCUGAAUUCAUUGUAGCCGAUGCACCAAAAGAGAUUAACAUCGACUUCAGUACCAGAGACCUCAUCUCAAAGAAUAUUGCUGAACCAACUCCAAAAUGCUUUGAUGAGGCUCAGAAAUUAAUUUAUAGUCUCAUGGCCAAGGAUUCAUUCCCUCGUUUUCUAAAAUCAGAGAUUUAUAAGAAACUGGUAAAUAGCCAACAGGUUGGAAACCAUAAAAGAUGGCUGCCUUUCCUGUGAAGAAGAUUUAUUUCACUUUAUUGCCAUUAUCUGAGACUGAAAGUUUUUAAAUGGAAGGAAAACACCAGUGACUUAUUUUGCUAUUCAUUUGGUAGACAAAAAUCUUGCUGCCUCCUCUUCAUAAAAAAUAAACACGUAAA